CUUCCUCCCGCAGCGUCCAUCCGCACAGAGCCGACAACCGGUGCGCUUUACACAACCAGAGCAGGCGACAGAGAGAGGGAGUUGCCCCGCUUGCAGAGGUCAGACAGCCGGGGUGGAGGGGAAGAGCCGAGUUAAGAGUUUGCUUAUCUGACACUGACGACAGGAUGAGGAGCUGAGCGAGAGAGGGCAGAGAAAACAUGGAGAGAGCAGCGUUACCUACAGCCCGUUCACAUAGGAGACACAGGAGAGACCCGCACUGGUCACCUUGAAAGAGGAGCGGGAGCGAGAGCCGAGGGAUCGUAACACUGGAGCUCAAGGAUAAACCAUGGACUCUGCAUACAUCCCACUACACCUGGACGUCCACCAUGUUCCCUGCUAACCUCCUGCUCCUCAUGGUCCUGCUGCUACCUCAAGCCUCGUCCGGUCGCCAGGGUGGAGACGCCAGCAAGAUCGACCACGGCGGGGUGUCCGGCGCGCCGCCCUCCGCGUCGCCCCCGCCGGCUGGUUCCCUCCUCCUGGAGCCCAGUCUGGCUCGGACCAUCCAGAACCUCCUCCUGAGCCGACUGGGCCUGCAGUCGCAGCCCGACCCUCGGCCCGGGGUGCCGGUGCCCGGGUACCUCCUCAAUCUUUACCGCUUCCACCAGCAGCAGUACCAUCUCGUGGAGGACCCGUCGUUCAGCUUCCCCAGCCGUCACAUCCAGCAGGCCAACACCGUACGCAGCUUUCACCAUAACGAGCCCCUCGGAGACAGUCCUCUAGCAGCGGGCCGUACGAGGAGGCACAUCUCCUUCAAUGUCUCCUCCAUCCCUCAGGAUGAGAGGGUGCUGUCUGCCGAGCUCCGGCUCCUCCGCGGUGACAGAGCCUCUCUGGGUCCCGGGGUCCAGAGACUAAACCUAUACCUCACUGGGCACCAUGAGGACGGCGAGCCCACCCUGCUGGAGACACGAUUACUCACCACCGGCCUCCACGGUCAGAAAGCAAGUGGCUUCUGGGAGGCUUUCAGCCUAAAUGCAGAGCUCCUCCAUGAAGCCCUUGCUGGGACUGGCAGUCUGGGCUUCCUCCUGGAGGUCAGAAAUGAGAACAGCACCUCAUUGAUCCCUGAACAGAACCUCUUCCCGGCCUCCGCUGAGGAGGAGGCAGAUCAACACAACCAGGGACACCUGAGAGUAUGCCGGUCUGUGGGUCAGGACGAUCACAGCUGGGCCCAGGAGAGACCCCUCUUGGUGACCUAUAGCCACGACGGCCGCGGAGAGGCCUUGGUCAAACACGGCAAAUGGACCCCGAAUGGGGGUCAGAGGAUGAGAGGGAGAAAAGGGACAAAAGACAGGACCGGGAGCGGCAGCAAGGGCCGCAAUAGAGACCAAGCCUCGGGCAGGGACAGGAAAACGGGGUAUACGGUGCCGGGCUGGGCGGGCGCUGAAGGAGGGGUCAACUGGAGCGACGGGGGGAGGGUGAAAAGAAACGGCGGCCGCGCUGCGAAACUGAAGCGCCUUUCUCGCAACAGGUGCCGCCGUCAUCCUCUGUACGUCGACUUCAACGACGUGGGCUGGCACAAGUGGAUCAUCGCGCCCAGCGGCUACGACGCCUUCUUCUGCCUGGGGGAGUGUCGCUUCCCCCUGGCCGACCACAUGAACUCCUCCAGCCACGCCAUGGUGCAGACCCUGGUGAACUCCGUGAACGGAGCGGUGCCGCGGGCCUGCUGCGUGCCCACCUCCCUCAGCCCCAUCGCCCUGCUCUACCUGGACCCUCAAGACCGGGUGGUGCUGAAGAACUACCAGGACAUGGUGGUGGAAGGCUGCGGCUGCCGGUAGGGGACGGGAGGACUUCGCCAGACGCGGAUGGAGGAUGAUCGAGGGAAUAGGAGAGAGGAGAGCAUGAAAAGGCAGAUGGUGGGAAGAAGAGACGCCAGCGAACUGGAGACAUGGAGGGUAAUAGAGACAAAUGUAACAGCUCAAGAAGGGUGAGGGGAGAUGAGGGAGAUAAGGGGAUGGAUGUAGCAGCUAAAAAUGGAUGAUGAGGAGCAAGGAAAAGGGUCAGAUAUAGAAAGAGAAAGAGCGAUCAGACAUCAUUUGCUACACAGAAAGGAUAAAUAGUGAGACGAUAACGGCAGAGGAAGCAGAAAUACGGUGAAUACAGAUAUACUGCCAGGAUUACUUUUCACGUUUUUACCAUUUCGUGAUGAUGCGGCUGUUUACACAAUCAACCAAAAGGCUCCCGGCGCUUUAAAAUCAGACGGCGUCUGUUCUAUAUCCCGGCGUUUGCCACUCAUCUCAUACGUCUGACGGGCACGCGUUGUUUAGCAGAAUCCUCCAAGUUCCUCGACGACUUCCUGACGAUCGACAGCAUUAGCAAUAUGACGACGGCACUCGUGCAUCAUCUAAACUUUGUGCGACUGUGAUGUUUCUGCAGUAUUUGAACCAAGAAGUAGGGAGCGUCUGUAAUCUGAAUCCCCCCCCCCCCCCCCUUACAAGUGCCCUCCUACAUCACAAACUAUUUAAAACCACAACAAUAAUGCUGAGGAAACUAUUAUGCUAUUGUUUGAAUGUACUACUAUCACUAUUAUUUAAAAAAAUAAAAUAGAUUUUUUUUAUUUUUUAUGUACAUUUAUUUUACAGACGUGAAGAAAAUCCAAGUGAUGGUCAUCUUGUGAUUUUAAAUAAUUCCACUGAAUGGCGAUUCUAACUUUAAAAAAACAACACAUUAUGUAUUUAAGUAGCAGCAAUAUGGUGUAUUUAAUCUCGGGAAAAAAUAUUUUAAAAUACCUGCACUCAGCAGAGCGUACAGCAAACAGAAUAAGAAAGCCUGCCGUGCACAUGAAGUAAUUUAUGGUAGCUUUACUUCCGUACAAAUGUUCAGUGUUUUGAAUCAGCAGUCUGUGUUACUUCAACGUUCCACCUUAUCAUUUCAUACAUGUUGGUGUCCUACAUGAUACACAUGAAGUGGUGUUGCCUUUAAAAAGCUCAACUAACAAGUCAAUUGAAAGCUUGGUGUAUUGUAGCUACUGAAGUGUGUAACAACAGGUGUCUCUGCUAGUUGUGUCUGCAUGUGUCAAGAAAAAUAAAAAAGCAGGACCGACAUUAAAACUUGGACUAUAGUGCCUUUCAACCCGGGGCUUGAAAACAUGAGCUUAGUAAAUGUUUUUUCCGUGUUGCAUUUUCCUCCCUAAUGUUAAGCAACAGCUUGUAAAAUGUUUGACAGUAUACCUCUAAUAAACAAAGCAAACAGCACAACUGU
Pseudoliparis swirei is the source of this 3234-nucleotide messenger RNA. RefSeq names its product bone morphogenetic protein 16 (gene bmp16). The record is from RefSeq and is a predicted model, not a curated record. Gene Ontology annotation, cellular component: extracellular region. The transcript is spliced from 4 exons. The coding region runs from base 366 to 1811 and encodes 481 amino acids. Gene Ontology annotation, biological process: BMP signaling pathway; SMAD protein signal transduction. Gene Ontology annotation, molecular function: growth factor activity; cytokine activity. NCBI's taxonomy places the organism in Eukaryota, Metazoa, Chordata, Actinopteri, Perciformes, Liparidae.